Paramisgurnus dabryanus is the source of this 4254-nucleotide messenger RNA. RefSeq names its product kinesin family member 4 (gene kif4). Gene Ontology annotation, cellular component: microtubule associated complex. Gene Ontology annotation, biological process: mitotic spindle organization; spindle elongation; microtubule-based movement. Gene Ontology annotation, molecular function: microtubule binding; microtubule motor activity; ATP binding. The record is from RefSeq and is a predicted model, not a curated record. Lineage: Eukaryota; Metazoa; Chordata; Actinopteri; Cypriniformes; Cobitidae.
CGGAUCUUUCUUUAGAGGAACGGCGAUUUGCGGAUUUGUAUGUUGGUGACACUUAAAUUCUUUAAAAAAGUAACGGUAUCGAGCGUUCGGAUUUCAGAUUAUGUUUUGUCCUAUCUUGUUUAAAACUAUUCCCGACUUUUUUGUGUGAAAAAGAAUCGUUUGGUGAUAUCUACCCAUCGUUUGUGAUAAUAGCAGGAAAUAAGUUUGUGAAUCAAACUCGCCUGCUCCUCCAGUAUGACCAAGGACGAUGAAAAAGCUAUUCCUGUCCGGGUCGCACUAAGAUGCCGACCGCUGGUUCCCAAAGAGAUCAAUGAAGGGUGCCAGUGCUGUCUUAAUUUUGUGCCUGGUGAACAACAAGUGAUUGUUGGCAAUGACAAGGCGUUCACUUAUGAUUUCGUGUUUGACCCAACGACCGAGCAGGAGGAAGUGUUCACCACUGCAGUGUCUCCAUUGUUGUCUGGGCUUUUCAAAGGCUAUCAUGCUACUGUUCUGGCCUAUGGACAGACGGGCUCUGGCAAAACGUUCUCCAUGGGUGGCACGUAUACAUCAGAACAAGAAAAUGAGCCCACUGUUGGUGUCAUCCCUCGAGUCAUCCGACGAAUCUUUCAGGAAAAGGCUAAAUGUGCAGACUGUGAAUUUGUAUUGACUGUGUCAUAUCUUGAGAUUUACAAUGAAGAAAUUCUAGACCUGCUGUGCACGUCAAAGGACAAACCUGUCAUCAGUAUCAGAGAGGAUCCUAAGGAAGGCAUUAAAAUUGUGGGCCUGACAGAAAAGGAGGUGUCCACUGCACAUGAGAUGGUGGGCUGUCUGGAGUUGGGGAACUCUGCACGAACUGUGGGAUCGACGGCCAUGAACGCAGCCUCGUCCCGCUCGCACGCCAUCUUUACCAUUUCACUGGAGCAGCGACGCAAAGGAGACAAGAGUGACAUCAUGAUCUCCAAACUACAUUUGGUGGAUCUUGCUGGAUCUGAGAGACAGAAAAAAACUAAAGCAGAGGGCGAUCGCCUAAAGGAGGGAAUCAGCAUUAAUCGUGGACUGUUGUCUCUUGGAAAUGUGAUCAGCGCGCUUGGUGAUGAAAGCAACAAAAAAGGAACUUUCGUGCCAUACAGAGACUCCAAGCUAACGCGUCUCCUGCAGGACUCUCUCGGAGGCAACAGUCACACAUUAAUGAUUGCGUGCAUCAGCCCAGCCGACUCCAACAUUGAAGAAACAAUCAACACGUUGCGGUACGCUGAUCGUGCGCGUAAAAUCAAAAAUAAGCCAAUUUUGAACGUUGACCCACGUGCAGCGGAAAUGAAACGUCUCAAACAGCAGGUUCAAGAACUUCAAGUGAUGCUGCUACACGCUCGUGGAGGAGUUGCUCCUGUAUUGACUGGGUCCGAGCCGGCAGAUAAUGUCUCGAAGAUCCUGGAGCUGAACCGCAAUCUGAAAGACGAAAACAGCAAGUUGAGCCGAGAGCUGAGUGAGGCUGUAGGGCAGACGGCGCUCAUGUUCGAAAGAAUAAUCAUGACGGAGCAGGCGAAUGAUAAAUUGCAAUGCAAACUGGAGGAGUUAAGGCAGCAUGCAGCGUGUAAGGUUGAUCUACAGAAGGUUGUGGAGACUCUGGAGGACCAGGAAUUGAAGGAGAACGUGGAGGUGAUCAGGAACCUUCAACAAAUCAUCCUGGAACUGCAGAGUGAAAGUGUUGGGAUCGUGGCCACCAUCGAUGCCAUAACCUCAGGCAAUGCCUCGACUCUUGAUCCACUGACUGAUGCUGCCACCACAGCUGCUGGCUCACCAGGGGGCUCCAGUGCUGAUCAUCAGGCCAAAGAUUCUCCUGAAGGAUACACGGCCCAGCAUGCACUGCGGCAGGCUCAGAUGUCUAAAGAAUUGAUUGAGCUCAAUAAAGUUUUGGCUCUGAAAGAGGCUUUCGUCAAGAAGAUGUGUCAAAAUGACAGUCAUCUGGAACCAAUGCAAACAGAACAUCAGGAGAACAUUAUGAGUCUGCACACUGCAGUUGGAUCACUACAGAAGGAGAAGGAAGAUCUCCUUCUAGCCCUCCAAUCUGCAAAAAAGGACACUAAUCAGGCCAAACUCAGUGAACAACGCAGGAAGAGGCUUCAGGAGCUGGAAGGGCAAAUCACCGAACUAAAAAAGAAACUUCAAGAUCAGUCCAAACUGUUAAAGCUCAAAGAGUCGUCCGUGCGCAACGUAGCCAAACUCAACCAGGAAAUCCAGGCUAUGAAGUCUCAGCGCGUUCAGCUCAUGAGGCAGAUGAAGGAAGACUCUGAGAAGUUUCGUGUAUGGAAGCAGAAGAAAGAUAAGGAAGUUCUGCAACUUAAAGAAAAGGAUCGUAAGCGUCAAUACGAGAUGUUGAAGCUGGAGAGAGACUUCCAGAAACAGGCCAGCGUCCUCCGACGCAAAACUGAAGAGGCGGCUGCUGCUAACAAGCGACUCAAAGAUGCUCUGCUGAAGAGAAGCGAAGUGGCAGAGAAGCGCAAAGAUUUUCAGAGCCGUGGAACGGAGAAUGUCGCUAACAGAGUCAAGGCUUGGUUACUAAAUGAGGUGGAAGUGCUUGUGAGCACAGAAGAGGCCCGCAGACAUCUACAGGACCUGCUGGAAGACAGGAAAAUGCUGGCAGAGGAGAUCUCACAGCUUAGGCAGCAGAUGGAGGCAGGAGAGAGGCCUGUAGCCAAAGUCAGGCGUCGCACAUUUACUAUCUCCGAGCUGGAGGGCCGGGGUGAGCUGGAGGCUUCCAUCAGCAAGCAGGUGGAAAGUCUGGAGACAGAAAUGGGUCUCAGAAGUGCUCAGAUAGCUGACCUGCAGCAGAAGGUUCUGGAUGCAGAUAAUGAAGGGCGAAUGAAGCAGCGUUGGGAUUCCAUCACCACCAUCAUAGAGGCCAAAAGCGCCCUGAAAAUCCUCAUGGCUGAGGUGGUAGCUUCCAAAACUGCUAAUGCCAAGCUGGAGAGUGAGCUUAAGCAGGAGAAAGCCAAUCUUUUGGACAUGCAGAAGAUGCUGAGUGAUGAGAGGAAGCUCAUGUCAACUAUGGACAUGGAGCACCAGAGUCACCUGGUAGAAAUGGAGCAGAGACACCAGGAAAAGGUUUUGUAUCUUCUCGGGCAGCUUCAGAAUAAGCCGGUGAAGGAGGAAGAGGAACAUGAGGAGGUGUCUAAACGGGAGAAAGAACUACUGCAGCGCCUGCAGUUCCAGGAAGAGGAAAUUGAAAAGCUGCGUGAACUUAGCGAGCAGAAUCAGAAACUUAAGGAAGAAACCGAACAGUACAAGCAGAAACUUCAACUGGCCCAGUUGACCACUGCAAAGAAAGUCCUCUCUGCUGUGAACGAGUCACCUGAUACAUCUUUCGAAUAUGUUCCUCCUAAGCCCAAGCCCAAAAGCUACUCGACCGCACGGUCUCGUCACCAGGAACCCAUAGAUCUGGAUGAACUGAUAUCUCCAUCCGAGUCUGAGAAAGAGGAAGACGAGUGGCGUCCAGAGAAAACUGAGAGAGCAAGAAGAAGCUCCAAGAAAUCCAAAGUGACAGGGUGUGCAUGUCGGGGUCGCUGUGUUAACAAGCUUUGUCGCUGCCGUAAAGGAAAAAUGACCUGUGGUGAAAACUGUCUUUGCGAUCACGAGAAAUGUCGCAAUAUGGAGAACCGCACCAGUCUGGACAUGGCUGAAAUCAGUGAUGUGGGUAAGGAUGCUGUUGCAGUUCCUGAGGAUCCCACAGCAAUUAGUCCUCAAGAUUCCACGUUUUUCCGACCACCGAGUGUCCCACCAACUAAGAAGGAGAUUGGAGACAUGGGCCACCUGCCCGCAGACCUGAAGCUGGAGAAGAAACCCAUCCUUGCUGACAAUGAGAGUGACAGCGAUGAAGCAGAAGCUUUAAACAGCACAGCCAGUUUCCUCCGGAAGAACAAGCGUGGCCUGAAUAACUUUAAAAACAGCUUCUUCUCUGGCUGCACACCAAUACGUGAAGAACAUUAGCAUUGUUGUGUAGCCGAAUGUGGUAAAUAUGACCGCUAGUAUGUCUUGUCUUUGUUUUGUCUUCUAUUCAUGUGAUUUUAAUGUAUUGAUUUCUUGAAUUAAAUCUGUAGUUGUAAUAUAGUUUAACAACAUGCAUUUACAUCAGUGGCUAAUGCACUAGCAAGGUGAACUGCAACUGUCAUCAAGAAUUUUAUAGACUUUUUUUUAACAGUUUGGCAGUGAUAUUGAAAAUCAUACUUUUUGAUGUAAUCUAUAAUAAAUGACAGUGACUUUAAUAAAUUCUUAAUUUUA